AGGUUAGCACAAUCCCUCUUGGACCAAUAAGCGUUCGUCUUUCAAAGCCGCGUGCCUGAAGUCUCACCCUGACGUCAGUGAAGAAUGGACGACACGCAGAGCCGUCAGAGUGAGAGUAUGGGAGACUGCCCCAUCUGUUUGGACCACAUCCAAAAGAAGAAAACACUCAAGUGUCAUCAUUCGUUCUGCGCCGAGUGCAUUGACUCCGUAUUCAGACUCAAACCCGCAUGUCCGAUAUGUAACACCUUUCAUGGAGUUUACACUGGAACCCAGCCGAGCGGUACUAUGACGGUGAAUCGCAGCUGGCAGAGGCUGCCAGGGUUCGAACACUGCCAGUCUAUCGUCAUUGAGUACUACUUCCCAGCAGGAGUACAAGGGCCUGAACAUCCAAACCCUGGGAUGAGGUACAGCAGCACCUCCCGCACUGCCUUCCUGCCCGCCUGUGAGGAGGGGGAGAAGGUCCUGAGGCUGCUCAGGAAAGCUUUUGACAGGAGACUCCUCUUCACCAUAGGGCGAUCUGCCACCACAGGCCUCAACAACGUUAUCACAUGGAAUGAUAUCCACCACAAGACUAGCACCGGAGGAGGCCCUCAAUGUUUUGGUUAUCCAGAUCCAGGAUAUUUGUCCAGAGUUCAGGAGGAGCUUCGUCUCAAAGGAGUGACAGAGGACGACUGAUGGAUGGAGAUCUUCCACAGACAGAUUUAGCAUGUUUCACCAAGUUCAGUAUUACAAGUUUGUAUUAUUUUCAUCCCCCGUCUGGUGGCAUAAUCAUUCUAUUAUAAGUAGUCAUGUCACAACAAAAUUUUUCAAAAUUAUUUAAAAAAAAAUCAGAAUAAGCAAAGGAAUGUAACUUUUACUGCAGCUUGUAGCAUUGUAGAAAUUGUGCUUUCAUCUGAUAUUUACAGUUUUUCAGCUGCAGUUAAGGAUAAGUGAACACAUAAAGCAAAACUACAGAGGAAUGUGCUCUAAUGCAAGUAUAUAAUUGAACAAAUACAUAUUUUAUAAUUAUUUGUAGCCAAAGCCUCAUUAUUAAAAAAAAACAUAAAACUACAGCUAUAAAGCAGAUAAAAUAUAAUCCCCAAAAAUAGAAAAAUAGUAGAAUAUUGGGUCUGUUAAAUUAAAUGAGUGCCUUGAAAGAAUAUAAAACAUUUCAUUAUUAUUUCUCAGUUUGAUUUGACAGAAAUGUAACAGUGCCUUUGCCAUUUUGUACCACUAGGGGGCGAUGUUGGUGUAAGAGAGUUGUGUUUGGAAAGUGUGGCUGUUCUGUUCUGUCUUUCCAAGUUAUCAUUCUAACAACAGAACAUCUCGGUUCAUUUUUGUGACCUGCAGGUCAUUUUGUUGUUCUAUAAAGAAUCAACACAAGCAUUUAAGGUUGUGAGUGUUCUAUAAUUUAUUUUAUAUACAUGUUAAAGGUUUAACGAAUGAUACAAUCAUUGCUGGAAAAACAAACUCUUUUGCAGAGUUUUGCACUUUUCACAAGUUUACUCAAACAGCAUGCAAAGUAAAAAUGUAACUGUGGGAAACGUGAUUGCACUGACAGACUGCAGACUGAUUAAAAAAAAGAACAUUUAUUUAUUCUGAUAGAAUAUUCUUGUGAGACAAAUUACACAUUUGAUGAGGCCGAUUUAGUGCUAUGAUGGCAGUUUUUGGUUGGUGUAAAUUGCUGUGUAAUCUCAAGAUUUCAGACAAAGACCCAUCUGCUCAACUCUGCUGGAGUAUGAUCAACUCCUCUGCUAACCACUUUCUGUUAUAACUCAUGAGGAAAUUUUUUUGCUGUUAUUUUCAUUUUUUUAUUUUUCAAUGCACAUACUUUACGGUGCCUUGUUAUUGUAAGAUGAUUACAAAUAAAACAAAAAUGGUUGCUAAU
Molecule: messenger RNA, 1867 nt
Organism: Oryzias melastigma (Indian medaka)
Lineage: Eukaryota; Metazoa; Chordata; Actinopteri; Beloniformes; Adrianichthyidae
Product: probable E3 ubiquitin-protein ligase DTX3
Exons: 3
Coding region: 85-675 (196 amino acids)
Biological process (GO): Notch signaling pathway; protein ubiquitination
Source: RefSeq, a predicted model, not a curated record